AUGGCACUAAGUCUGAUGGUGUUCCCUUUUAUUCCAGCUAGUAAUUUAUUCUUCCCUGUUGGCUUCGUUGUUGCUGAACGGGUUUUGUACACACCAAGUCUCGGUUUUUGUUUACUUAUCGGAUUGGGUUAUGACAAUUUGACUGGCUCCACCUCUUUUCAAACAAAGAACAUGGCUCAACCAAGGCCACUGGAAACGAAGAAAAUGCACAGUUCUAAACGUAAUAUUCAUUAUCGAAAAUAUUCACGAAUGCUAAUGGGACUGGUGAUCGGUGCGUUUGUGUGUAAAACUGUCCACCGGAACAAUGACUGGACUAACGAAUACAGUCUAUUUACCUCAGCUCUUAAAGUCAAUCCAAACAAUGCCAAAAUGUGGAAUAAUGUAGGUCAUUCUUUAGAAGCUGAAGGAAAAUUCUCUGAAGCACUUGGCUAUUUCAGAAAAGCCGUCGAUGUUCAGCCGAAUGAUAUGGGUGCGCGGAUUAAUGUUGGCCGUACAUACGUGAAUCUAGGAAUGCUAGACAAAGCAGAGGAAGCAUACUAUGGUGCAUUAGAAUAUUUUCCGAAACCGAGGAAAGGUCAAACAUACUACGCUCGUGUUUCUCCCAAGGAUCUCAUGGUCUUUAUUAAUCUUGCUAACCUGUAUAUCAAUAAGUCACCACCGAGGCUUGAAGAUGCUGCUGCUCUUCUGAGUCGAGCUAUUUCAUUACGAUCGGAUUUUGUAGACGCCUAUCAGAACUAUGGUAGUGUAUUGAUCAAAUUAGGAAAGUAUAAAGAAGCUGAAAAGGCGUAUAGACAGGCUUUAAUUUACCAGCCGAAAAAUGCAGACUUAAAUUAUAAUUUGGGAGUUGUUCUCCUAGAAUCUCAACAGACGGCGGAAGGAUUAUUGUAUUUGAAUACUGCUCUAACUUACAAUCCACACCAUCAGCCUUCUCUGUUCGCUGUCGCAUCAACACUUAGUGAAUCCACGAAUGUCAAAGACCAAAAUCAAGCAAUAGAUAUUUAUGAAAAUCUAAUAAAACAAAAUUUUGAACCAAUCAAAGUACAUUUCGCGUUGGGUAUGUUGGAAACUGAUAAGAAGAAUUAUACAAAAGCAGCUAAGCACUACCAAGAAGUGAUUCUCCUGGAGCCAAACCAUAAAGGUGCCUUGUUCAAUUUAGCUCUACUCUAUCGAAAUCAUCUUGGGAGGCCUAAUGAUGCCUGUGAUCUGGCUCUUCGUCUUAUUCAGAUUCAUCCUUCGCAUAUAAAGUCCUACCUACUACUCGGCGAUAUAGAGUUGACAGAAAAAGCUAAUGUAAAACAGGCAAAACAGUAUUUUGAACAGGCUCUCAAAUUAGACCCAAGCAAUAUCCAGGCAAAGCAUAACCUAUGUGUUGCCUUCGCAGAUGAGAAUGAGUUGGCACAAGCAGAGUCGUGUCUUCUAGAGGCAAUAGCCAUGACACCAAAACCUCAAGACUAUUUGCUACGUCAUCUUGAAAUUAUACGUGACCGUUUGCAUUCACGUCGGAAACAAUCCCUUGUUGUUCCAAAUAAUUGA
Messenger RNA from Trichobilharzia regenti, 1533 nucleotides. NCBI's taxonomy places the organism in Eukaryota, Metazoa, Platyhelminthes, Trematoda, Strigeidida, Schistosomatidae. The record is from the annotation of a GenBank genome assembly.